Mollisia scopiformis is the source of this 1006-nucleotide messenger RNA. RefSeq lists its product as uncharacterized. Lineage: Eukaryota; Fungi; Ascomycota; Leotiomycetes; Helotiales; Mollisiaceae. The transcript is spliced from 2 exons. The coding region runs from base 276 to 899 and encodes 207 amino acids. The record is from RefSeq and is a predicted model, not a curated record.
AGGCAAGAAAGAAAUGGUACAAGGUUUAUUUUGAUGGGGCUUUCAGUAUACACGCACCUCUAGUCACGUCUAUGAGUAGUGUCGGGAGCUAGGCUUGCCGGUACCAAAGUAUCACUCGCACUUUUCCUUUUGGUGCCUCGCUAAAACUAGCUUAUUCCAUUGUUAAUUCACUUAUUGGCAGUCCAAUAUGCUUAAAAAGCUUCCGAAGGGAGUUUUCGAAAGUUCUUGACACAAUCCAGCAGUUACACACCUCCAGCAAGCAUCUGCCUCAAAAGAUGGCACCAACCAUCCUCACCCUUCCCCACGAAAUUUGCGACCAAAUCCUUGACUACAUCGUCUCAACCCCUCUCCCCGGUCGCGACUUCCAGAAUCUCCGCCAGCGUCUUCGUGACUUUCCCGGUGCCUCGGAAUGCCGCCAUGUUCAACACAUCUCCCAUGGCUCUCGGAUCUCCAUCUAUCCUACUCUGCUUGUGAACCGACAAUUUCAUUCAGCAACCCUUGGCGCCAUUGAACGUCUGAAGUUCAAGCACAAAUACGAGUUGGAUAUUCUGCUCGUGGAAGAAACAGAGAUAUGGCCCACAUGGACACUCAUGCCCAAGUUCUCGAAGAGAGUGGAGGAGCUUCGAGCGACGUUCAGAGUCCACGGUGCCCGGCAAAUGGAUCAUCCUUAUGAAAGAUCUUUGCCUGAUGCGCACAAGUACCAUGCCGGAUUCACGAAAUCUUUCUGGGAUAUGUUACAUCGGUUUUUGAAGUUAGGCAUCUUGACGAGGAGGUCCAGCAAGCAGUCCGGUAGGAGCACGACGUAUCUCAUCUGUGCCAUUAUUAAUUCAAAAAUCCCCUUCUUCGCAAAACUCGACGACGUUACGAUGAUUGACAGUGAAGCAUAUCGAAUGCCCUGAGAAGUGCGGUUGUCACACAGCAUUACUGGGGAGAUCGUUGCUUCAACGAUCUCAAGUUAUUAAUUUUGGAGAGCUGGAGUGAGACGGGACUUACCAACUUGCUAGCC